GAACAAAAGAAAAUGAAUACCAAAGAAUAGCAGUGGAUUAAAAACGAUCGGAAAAGCAUUUUGCUUGGCCACUGUCUCACGUCCCAUCAUUGGAUUCUUACAACAUGCUUCAGUGGAGAAGACGACACUGCUGCUUUGCAAAGAUGACCUGGAAUACCAAAAGGUCUCUGUUUCGCACCCAUCUCAUUGGCCUCAUCUCUCUUGUGUUUCUUUUUGCUAUGUUUCUGUUCUUUAAUCAUCAUGACUGGCUGCCAGGUAGGGCUGGAUUCAAAGAAAAUCCCAUGGCUUACACUAUACGAGGAUUUAGGUCUACAAAAAGCGAGACAAACCACAGCUCUCUAAGGAACGUGUGGAAAGACACGGUGCCUCAGACGUUCAGGCCUCAAACAGUCACCAACUCCAACAACACGGAUCUGUCACCCCAAGGAGUAACUGGUUUGGAAAAUACCCUCAGUGCCAAUGGAAGUAUUUACAAUGAAAAAGGUACUGGGCAUCCAACUUUGUAUCAUUUCAAAUACAUCAUCAACGAGCCUGGGAAGUGCCAGGAGAAGACCCCUUUUCUAAUACUACUCAUAGCUGCAGAGCCAGGCCAGGUGGAAGCCAGACAAGCUAUUCGACAAACUUGGGGAAACGAAAGCCUGACACCUGGCAUCCAAAUAGUUCGUAUUUUUUUGCUGGGGUUAAGCAUUAAGAUAAAUGGGUACCUCCAACAUGCCAUACUAGAGGAAAGCAGACAAUACCAUGACAUCAUUCAACAAGAAUACUUAGACACUUACUAUAAUUUAACCAUUAAAACUCUGAUGGGAAUGAACUGGGUUGCAUCUUACUGUCCACAUGUUCCAUAUGUUAUGAAAACUGACAGUGAUAUGUUUGUCAAUACUGAGUAUUUAAUACACAAGCUUCUGAAACCAGAUCUUCCUCCAAGGCACAAGUAUUUUACAGGUUAUUUAAUGAGAGGUUAUGCACCUAAUAGGAACAAGGAUAGUAAGUGGUAUAUGCCACCCGAUUUGUAUCCAAGCGAACGUUACCCUGUAUUUUGCUCUGGAACUGGCUAUGUCUUUUCUGGAGAUUUAGCAGAAAAAAUCUUUAAGGUCUCUCUAAGCAUCAGACGUUUACAUCUAGAGGAUGUGUAUGUGGGGAUCUGCCUUGCCAAGCUGCGAAUUGACCCUAUGCCUCCACCCAAUGAGUUUGUCUUCAAUCACUGGCGAGUUUCUUACUCCAGCUGUAAAUAUAGCCACCUAAUUACCUCCCAUCAGUUCCAACCUAGUGAACUGAUCAAAUACUGGAACCACUUACAGCAAAAUAAGCACAAUGCCUGUGCCAACGCAGCGAAAGAAAAAGCGGGCAGGUAUCGCCAUCGGAAACUGCACUAGAAGGACAGUUCUCCCUCUGUCAGACCUACUCCAUGUGCAAUUUGUAAAUACUGCAGAACGCAUGUACAGUGAAAAUGGAUGAGCUUAAUGGGACAGCCUUUAGUUGACACCCCUCCCCAUCACAUAGUGGAGUCUGAAAAUUAUUUUUUUAAGUUGAAAAAAACAGUUCUUGGUAACACUAAUAUGACGAAACCAUAACCAAAAGGUUUUCCCAUCAAACUUGAGGAAAAAAAAGGCAAUGGUAUAUAAGGAUUUUUGUGUCAAUGUGCAAUAAUAAGCAUGCACACUUUGAUGGUACGAUUGCUGAUUUAUGUGCCAAUAAAAUAUAACUGAGCAUUUUUUCCACACUAAAAUCUUGUUUAAAAAUGCAUUCAUAGCUCUAGUUCUCUUCAAAGUAAUGAUUUCUUGUUAUCUAAAAUUUCUAUAGAGUGAAAAAUGAAAAACUAUGGAAAUGCACCAAGAGCAGAUCAGUUUUACCUUCAAAUACCACAUUAAAAUCAUCACACGCUUCCUAAUGUACAAUACAUUUGCAGUGUCACGUUUAUGAUUUAGUAAGACACUACCCAUGAACUCUAAAACACUAAGAAAGUACUACCCUUAAGUAGGUCCAGCUUGGGACUUACUUACUGGUUGCUUAUUCCUGUUAGGAAAGAGGGAUGAAUGAAAUCUAAGUUGAGAAAACAACAGCUUUGUGCAUCACAUUUGGAAGGGCAAAUUGUGUUCUAAAUUAAACUGGAGAUUCAACUAGAUUUUCCUCAAAGAGCUGACUACAGGUUACUUGAUUCUCUAGAAGUUGUAAGGCCAACUCCAAAAAUCUGGUGUCAAGUAACAUUCAUGGUGGCAUCUUUUUGCCAAUUCAAUGAAUCUGCUAUUAAUUUCAUUAUGUAACUUCAAGGCAGCGUAAAGGCUGAUCAGAAACACAAAAUGGAACUUCAAGUCUUUCACCAUGGUCUCAAAAAUGUUCCAUUUUGUGGGAAGAGGGAGAAAACCAACCAGAUCUUUGAUUUUGCUCUUUCCUGCCUGCUAAAAAAGAAUUACAAAAAAAAAGAAAAAGGAAAAAAAGAAAAAGAAAAAAAAAAAGAAAGUUCAAUCAAGUGAAAAUUGGUCACAGAGAGAAAAUUUAGCUACACACCUUACUUUAUAGGUGGGGAAGACCAGGUCAUAGGAAGACUGAAAGUUACAGACAGCAAUAUGGGUGAGAACAAAAUCUAAGCAAUUUUCAAAAUUAAAACUACAACAUGUACCACUGAAAAUACAUUGUGAGAAGUAGCCUAAAUCUAUUUACAGGUUUCCAGUUUUCCAACAAACAGAACAUUUAAGGCUUAUUUUCCAACAGAGUUACAGUGGGAUUGUAUCAGAUUCAGGUUAUUACCAUUUGUCACAGUGCCAGGGUAAGCAAUACCCACCUCUGAUUCAGCAGCAAAAGAGGGAACUGUGAUUCAUUUUGUGUUUGACUGGGACUUUUUAAUUGGAUAAAAUACAAAUAUUUGA
This is a messenger RNA of Apus apus (common swift), 2864 nucleotides long. RefSeq names its product beta-1,3-galactosyltransferase 2 (gene B3GALT2). The record is from RefSeq and is a predicted model, not a curated record. Gene Ontology annotation, molecular function: N-acetyl-beta-D-glucosaminide beta-(1,3)-galactosyltransferase activity. The coding region runs from base 105 to 1373 and encodes 422 amino acids. The transcript has a single exon. Lineage: Eukaryota; Metazoa; Chordata; Aves; Apodiformes; Apodidae. Gene Ontology annotation, cellular component: membrane.